CCUUAACACUGCUAUUCUCAAAAACAGUUUCACCAGUUGUAGAAGUUACAAAAUCAUUGGGCAGCUCAAAAUAAUUGCAACAGAGGUAAAUUUUGAAAUUUUGAAUUUGACCCGUUGGAUCGGAUUUGAUGCCAAUUGAUUGAGUCGUACACCAAUAAAAGGAACACAAGCAAGCAGGCCCUUUGAUUGAUGUAUCACAAAUUCGCAAUUAAUAAGCAUAAUUUAUUUUAAGUGAUAGGAACUGUACAUGGAAAUAAAAAUACAAUGAAUCUUUUCACCAAAAAAAGAACAUUACAAUGAAUUCCUGCUGCUGACCGAUGGGAAGGAGGGUGUUUAAAAUAAGGACUUUGCCACCAUUUCACUUUCCUUCCUCCACCAAAAACAAAACAAAAAAACAAAAAAACCAGAGAUUAAGAGAGAGAGAAAUUUUCCGUUUGGUUCUAGGGAAAAAUGGUGGCCGCCAAUUUAUCAUACGAGGAGUCUCGACGGCAGAGGAUGGAGGAAAACAAGAAGAGAAUGGAGGCACUGAAUCUGCCCCAGCUUGCUCAGGCUCUAAAAGCCCCAUCCUUUCCUAAACCCUCUCCUAUGAAGCGAGCAAAGCCUCGGACAGUCGAGAAGCAGAUGGUUGUGGUGAGGAGGUCCUCUCGCGUCGCAAACCUGCCUACCCCUGUUUACAAAGAAAUUGCUGUGGAUCCAUUGAGAAUGCCCAGAAGGCAUUCUACUUCGAAGCAUAGGGAUUUUUCGAACCGGGUAUAUGCUUCAGAUGAAGCAAGAGCUGAGGCGACAGAGAGAGCCGAGGAAUUAGAGUCGGGUUUGGGAUCCGAUCACCCGACCUUUGUGAAACCCAUGCUCCAAUCACAUGUCACUGGUGGAUUCUGGCUGGGUCUUCCAAUCCAUUUCUGCAACAAGAACCUCCCAAAGCGCGAUGAAUCUGUGAUAUUGGUAGAUGAAGAUGGCGACGAGUACCAGAUUGUAUACUUGGCCAAUAAACGAGGACUCAGUGGUGGGUGGAGAGGGUUUGCAAUUGCUCAUGAAUUGGUGGAUGGGGAUGCAUUGGUUUUUCAACUAAUCCGGCCUAAAACAUUCAAGGUGUACAUUAUAAGGGUGGAAAGAACUUAAGAGGGCAACAAGAUUACUAUUGAACUUUUGGCUCAAUAUUGGGGAUUGUUUUGUGAUCUUUCGUGGAGAGAGGUAGAAUUUACGUACUGGUUCUCUCUUUCUUUUGCAGCUUAUGCAUUGACCAAAGAAAUAGCAAUUUGUGACCUGAUUUCUAUCGCUUCUUCAUCAUUUAGACCACGAAUUUCCCCAGGAAUUGUAAAUGUACAUUUCUUAUGUACUUCCUUGACCUAGUCAUAGAUUUACCCUUUGGCUUAUGGGUUCCAAAUUCCAUACACUAGAUAUUGUCUAAAACUCUAUUGCAUACCAAUCACAUGGUUCCUUCAGCUGUGAUAUUGAGAUAGAUUAAACAAUCAUAUCAAAAGUAAGGCUUGAUUGAAA
Prunus persica (peach) is the source of this 1497-nucleotide messenger RNA. Its product is annotated as B3 domain-containing protein At3g19184. The record is from RefSeq and is a predicted model, not a curated record. Gene Ontology annotation, molecular function: DNA binding. Bases 451 to 1119 code for a protein of 222 amino acids. The transcript is spliced from 5 exons. NCBI's taxonomy places the organism in Eukaryota, Viridiplantae, Streptophyta, Magnoliopsida, Rosales, Rosaceae.